AGUAAGACAUGAAUCCCUUUCGAUGUCUAUUUCUCAUCAUUAUUGUGACAUUCAAUGCCUUUUGUCAACAAUUGGGUCCUUUCGUUGAGAUUCUAAGGAAAGGUCGGUCCAGUCGUGACACUAACUGGAAAAUGGAUGAAAUAUUGCCAUCAAAUUAUAACUAUUUGGUCGCUCCCGUUGUCAAUAACACUGCCGUUCAAAUUGAUGUCUCUCUAUCUCUCCUCUCCUUCCGAUCAAUCAAAGAGAAAUCAUUGUCGUUUGAAGUGGAAGUGUUUCUCCAUCAGUACUGGUCUGAUGUGAGACUUCGUUCGCCGACAGGAGUGGACACCAAAACUAAGAUACGCCUAAACAAGAGCUGGAAAGACAAACUAUGGACACCCGACACAUACUUUCCCAAUGCGAUCGACGGCUCGGUCUCCAAUAUAAUGGAUCCAAUCGUUUACUUAACAAUUGAAAACCAAACCAAAGUCUUUAUGGCGGUUAAGAUGACACUUGAAUUCAGUUGUGACAUGAAUUUCGCUAAAUAUCCUUUUGAUACACAGAAAUGUAGUCUCGAGUUAUCCAGU
Medioppia subpectinata is the source of this 566-nucleotide messenger RNA. The record is from the annotation of a GenBank genome assembly. NCBI's taxonomy places the organism in Eukaryota, Metazoa, Arthropoda, Arachnida, Sarcoptiformes, Oppiidae.